Dinoponera quadriceps is the source of this 7645-nucleotide messenger RNA. RefSeq lists its product as uncharacterized. Gene Ontology annotation, biological process: regulation of sodium ion transport. The transcript has 5 exons. Lineage: Eukaryota; Metazoa; Arthropoda; Insecta; Hymenoptera; Formicidae. The record is from RefSeq and is a predicted model, not a curated record. Bases 1199 to 2581 code for a protein of 460 amino acids. Gene Ontology annotation, molecular function: sodium channel regulator activity.
GUCACUGUGUGUAAUCGAAACGGAAAGAGAAGAAAGGAGAAAUGGAGCGAUCAUUCGCGACUCAGCGGAUCCGCGAGUCACGCGUCGUCCAACGGGACACGCGAGACUGAUGAGUCACCAGCGGCGAUCUCAGGGCGAAUCCUUCAGCGCUGGGAGAACCGUCGACGUCGACGAAAUUGAUUAACUCGCGAGAAGAAGGGAAGUUGUUGCGGAGGGAAGCCGUAAGCCGAGUUCGCAUCCAAGUCGGAUCGAUUGCUAAUUCUUUUCCCUCUCUCUUCCCGCCUCUCUGUCUCCCCCUUCCUCCGCCAUCUCUGGUAAUUGAGUGUCAUCGUACACUCGGACUCGAGUUUCAGGACAAAGUGAUAAACUCGCCGGCCGGGGGAUCAUCUCGUCGACGCUCGAAACGGCGUGAUGAUCGUGCGUCACGACGCGUGUUCGUGCCCAUAAGAAGAUAGCUAUAAAGCGAGCGAACGAGAGAGAGGGAGAGAGAGAGAGAGAGAGCGCUUGAUCGAUGAGACUCGCGACACACAUAUACACGCACUUCAUCGGCACACUUGGGUGAACUUUCACUUGCCUUACAACGAAAGUAGCGCACCGAUCGCGCGAGAACCGGGGGAGGAUUCGAAACAUUUCGCGGAAUAUUUGCCGGUGCGCGCUUGCGGCUGAAUGUUUGAAAAGGCGACAAUCGAAAUGUCACGAACAAUCGUUCGUUAACGCCAAACUAAUCCAUUGAUCUCCGCCGCGGUUUCUGUCGCCCCGUGGUGAGACGGUGGUUGAACCCCCGCCAAGUUCGCUGCAGCCAUUCACCCUGCGAAAGGUAAUGAAACGCCGACAUGAGGCCGCCUUUCACGCCAUGUGUUCAGAGAGAACGCGGAUUUAAUACACGCGACGUCAUUUCUUAUAUUUUUAUGAGAACCGGAUCGAGGAGAGGAUCAAUUCACGGACGCUGCUUCCGAUGAGACGGCACAAAAGCGCUCGCGGAAACUCGCAGCAAGUUGCGAGAUCGCUCGACAAGCUCGUGACUCUCUCUCUCUCUCUCUCUCUCUCUCGUAAUUGAUAUCGUCGGAAUCGCACCUCUUUGAACUCCAAGGCUGGCUGAGCGUAAAAAUUCGCCUAAGUUGAACCGGUGUCUAAGGGAGGAUUUGAAGAGGAAGCGGGUGUUGGGAUCCAAAAAGAUAGAUUUGCAAAGUGUCGCGCGAUGGGCCGAAGACAAAGGCGCCGUAUGGUACCGAAACAGGAUCGCAGAAUUUGUGCGUGUAUAUUCCUUUGUCAGUUCACCCUCGUCAUCAGUUCCGUGGCCUUGAUUUAUCUUAGCGUGGCGAUUUACACUCCGUCGCACAGGGCUUUCCGCGCCGGUAUCGAACCGGAACCGGUGAUGUGCCAAACCGUUAACUCCACGAUGGUGAACAAUUGCGGGUGGGCGAGCUGCGGCGAGUGGUGCUUGACCAAAACCAGCGGCUUGUGCAACCAGAUUCACGCGACCGUCAGACGUAACGGCACCGACGUGGUUUUCGAGAAUUGCACCAAGUUCAGCACGAUCGCGUGCCCUCAGGUGAACAUGGGCAGCAUGAAAAAGUACAACUGCAACAACGGCAGCGAGUGCGGCAUGUUGUCGGGCGUGUUCAACUGCAGCCUUGGCCAUUGCGCUAACAUGAGCGAGCUGAUGCUUUGCCACCACAAGGCCGACGGUAUCAUCGUCGACAGCGAGAAGGACAAUAUGAAGCUUAACGGCUACUUCAGCUGUCAGAAUUCUCGGUGUACGAAAAUCAAAAGCGCCUUCACGUGUGAUCGAUACUGCCCGAACAUCACCACCGGCGAGAUCAACGUGUACCUCAUGCAGGACGAUAACGUCAUUUCCGCCAGGUGCUCUCGAGGGAUGGCCCGGAACAGGGCGAACGGCAGCUUGCCUGGUACCAGGCUGGACGAGCCCGUCAAAAUCUGGGAUGAUCAGAACGGUAGCAUUGUCGCGAGCUGUUAUAACGUCAAGCAGGAUGGCGACGUCAUCAGCACGGAGGAUUGUGUGAAUGGCACCUUGGUGGGCAACAUCCAGGUUCCGCAACCGUUCAUUAACUUCACGAGCUUCCUGAAAAUCUACGAGAAGAGCUUACGGUAUCCGGUGGAUCCUACGAACGCCUAUGUCCCGGCACAACAGUCGCUGACGAUCUACAACAGUUCGCGACUCUACAUUAAUCUGGAGCGCUGCGUCAACACUUUGAGGGGCGAAUGCAAGCAAUUUCACCUCACCCACGGUCGCGACGGUGACAAUCAGACCGCACAGAGCAGAUAUCCCUGCUAUUACAACAAGAACAACUCGUUGUUCGUGGUGGCUCGCUUCGACCUGAGGAAGACGAGGACGGAGCUGUUGAUCGCCGUGAUCCUGCCGUCCGCGCUCUUCCUCAUCAGCCUGAUCAGCCUAAUCAUCAUCAGUCAAUCGGUGCGGGUGGGAGACGACACGAGGAUGCGAUGCAGGUAUUGCGACAGCAAGCAGGAGGUCGAGGUUGAGGACGAGGGUCUGGUGGAGGCGACGUCGUCCACUCAGAGUCAAACCAACGAGAACGAGAUCCGGAAUUUGGCCCUUUAGCAGUACAAGCCGCUUGGGUUGGGCGGCACACUCGGUUACGAGAGGCUGCCGUUGAUCGAUGUCGACGACGCCGAGGAUUCCUUCUAGGAAGUGCACGAUCUCUCGGCCUCUCAGAGCGUCGUCGCGAUCCCGAGCGUUUCCGGACGGAAAACCAGCUCGGAAAGUCACGCGACGCUCGAACGCAGGUCGACACGCAUCCGAGUUAACGCGUAUAUCGGCGAAGCCGAAUUUACAGACGGACAUUAACCGGUCGUCUUCCGGGAUGAGGUGUGUAUCUUUAUUAACUCUUCUCUUCUCGCCCACGACGCACCGUCGUCGUCAGGUGCGUACGAUAACGAAUUCGUCGGUUGAUCUCUGCCGGCGAGACUCUCAUCGAAAGUAAAACCCGGUCGGGGUAAAAAGCCUUUUUACACGUGUAUCAGCAGCCGAGCAUGAGAACUGAUAUUUAUACGCCGAUAUUCUCACCUUCGUUGCCUUCGAUGUAUCGCUAGCACGUUUGUUUGUUUGCGCGCGCGCGACGACGACGACGAACGAAUGAUCGGUCACACCGUCAAUUGGUUGACGGCGUCGAGAGAUGUUUUUCUCCAGAUUAACGUUAAGGGCACUUUCGUCUAGAGUGUAUAUGUGAUGUGAAAGUAUGUAAUGGAGCUCGUUUAAUGCCGCCGUGUUCCAACGAAAAAAGAAUAGCCUUUACACACCGAUGAAAAUCAGGUGGCAUUGAACGAUCGUUCUCGCGCGAUAUGCGCGCGUGUGAUCGCGCGCGAGUGAAACGAGAGAGAGGGGGGAGGGGGGAGAUGUUUAACCGACGGAAAACAGAGGGAUAUAUAACAGAGAUACGAACGAACGAAAGCCGAGGGAUCCGUUACGGAGCAUUUCCCGACGUUUUUUUCUACGUGUGCUACCACGAUAGUAUCUGCGCGAGACGCGCACACGCAUAAAGAGCAACAAGCAAGAGAAAAAAACGUGCGAGAACGAGCUUUCUUCGACAUACAAAGUAGAUAGCGGACGAUAGCGGGGUGAUAGCGGAGCGAUUCUGCGUUCGUUUAAUUUAUUCGACCAUCGGCGAACGUUUGUAUUUUUUUUCUACGUCCACAUGUGUGCGUAUCGCGCGCUCCAAUACGACGCUAUUAGAGGCGCGAGCGAUACCGCUGCUAAUUCACGAGGACGAACGUGCGUAUCCGAUCUAUCGGCCGAGUGAAAGCAACCCCCGAAAGCGAUCUCUUGUUUCUGAUACGCGUGUCCGAACGCUACGACUGCCUAUACGUAAAUUAUUUGUACAGUACAUUGUAUACCGCAUACAUAUUCGCGCGAUGUAAGUAUAAAGCAUGCGCAACACGCUUUCUCUCAGCGAGACGUCGAUGUUAUUCGCGGUGUAAUCGAUUAACGCCAGUUUGAUGUGUGUAUCCGAAGUCGACGAAAAACACGAUCUCGUCGAUAAACGAGAUGAACACUCGAAGCGGCGAUAUCAACGAGCGCUACGCUUAAUUAAGAGUACCGAUCCCGAGAAUGAGCCGUCGGAGAGGCGCAAUCCCGUGAAAAUUACUCGUCGCUUUGCGUUACUCAUAGCAACACGCUUUUCUAUUCCCGACGUUUUACCGAAGCAAGUAACUCUGGAAAUAAACGACUAGCGAAUUAUUACGGAUUACGAUCGCAAUUUGAUCUCCACACAAAAUAUGACGUAUGCAUUCCUUUAGAAAGAAAAAAAGAAAGAAAAGAUUUCUUUACUUAUCAACCGUGGGAAGGAACGCAUAUAUUUUAUGCGAUACUUAGCUGAGGUUUGUAAAGAGAGAUUGAUGCGUAUAAAUAUUCACGUGUUCAACAUCGCAAGGCUAUUAAUAGGUUUUGAAUAGGCAAUAAGUAAAUAGAGUAUCACGCAAGCAAACACAUGUACACGCAAGCCGGCUAGCUAGAAACGACAACCAGGAAACAAGGAACAAAGACUUCUCUAACGUCACUGUAUUCUAUGUGCCUUCUUCCGCUUUCGAUGGAGCCAAUAACUAGGUGUAACUAUUAAUAUACUUACGAGAGUGCUAUGACCAGAAACAAGUUCGCAUGAUAUCUCUUUCACUCUUAGAUACGACCGUUGCGAUUUGUAUUUCUGUUACGGAUACGAGUACAGACAUGGACGAGCCUAAGUCAAAGCCCGACCUCAUGUACUUGCGUUUGUACUUACGUUUUGUACGUGAAAAAAUCAUGGUACGGUCACGAGAGUAUUCUAAUGGACGUACAAGGUGUCUAGUAAUUUCUGGCAUACCGCUGGUGCGCAGAUAGAAUGAAUAAACUGUGCAGACCAAUUUCUUCACCAUUUUGCAACUACGUAAAAUUAGAUUAGGUUACUCUGAACAAAAAGUCUCGUACCAUUUUGCAAAUAACAAAUUUCUGAAAUAUGAAUUAAAGAACCCUCCAUACAUGGCCAUUUCCGGUAAUUAAUAACUCGAAUUUCACGUGACUUGUUCGCAAAAUGGUACAGUACUUUUCUGCUCAGUUUAACCCGUUCUAUCCAUAAGCGACGUGCUAAAAAUUACCGAACACCCUGUAUAUAAAAUAUUUAUAUAAAUAUCAUUCAUACGCAAUUCAUACAAUUAUUAUUUCCUUGGAACUAAUGAAACGACCGUGUGGCGAAUGACCGGAUUAAUCAACGAAAGUAUUAUCAAAAUGAUUUUUAAAAGAUAUAUUGAUUACGAGGGAACAAUAAAGUGAUCAGUCGUUGAUAGAGGAUAUGAACAUCUAACGAGCGAUUGUGUAUGUAUAUGGUCGAUUCAUUGCACGUUUUGAACAGGAGAGAGAGAGAGAGAGAAAAAGAGAGAGGCGUGGAAGGAGGGAGGAGAGAGAAUAAGAAAUUCUCUUUAUGUCUGUGAAAUUACGAAAGUAGGAUAUACAUAAAUCCCAUGGUAUAUUUGUCAACGCGUGACUUUAAAUUGAACAUUCCUGUGAAGCAUGUGUGUGUUUAUGCGGAUUGUACAUGACAUCUCGUCUUUUUUGCUUCUUUUUUUUUUUAAUAAAGUUUCUCCAUGUACAAAUUGCUGCGAUUUAUCCUCUUUCACUUCGCACAUUCGAAUUAUUUCCCACGACGAGAGUAAUUAAUAUAUUCGCGUGAAAAUUGCUCCCGCGAUCCAUUUGCAAAACGCUCGGUAAAUGUCUCACGUUUGCGCGACUAGAAAAUAUGGAGAAUGGGACAUGAGGGAACUCUUUCGGACGCAUUUUCCCCGCAAUGAAAUAAUAGAGAUGCGCGUGAGAGUGCGUCAAACCGAGAGAGGAGCUUUUUAUCUCAUCAAGAAUGCUCCUUCUUUCAUUCGUGAUGGAAGUACGAUGCGCACAUUGUGGGACCAUAAUAAAAUAAUAUCGCCGUACUUUGCGUGUCACGAGGCACUUCGUGCCGAGGGCAUCUCUCUCGAGAGGCGCGCAAGUACGAAAUGCCUCUCAUACCUACCGCGGCCUUAUAAUACCACCCAUGCAAAUUAAUCUACCGCGAGGAACAUUUCUCGACCUUGACGAAACGCGAAUACUGAUUCUGAUUUUCCAUAAAUCGAAAUUACAUGGUGUCCGAUGGAAAGUUUCGGCACGGAAACAGCGAGUUAUCCCGUCCAGAUAAAAACAACCUAACAAAAGAUCUAACAAAACACAAACAAACCUUAUCAAUAAUUUAACAAAGAUAAGAAAAUAGACUAUGUAGAUGAAAAGAUAUCAAAACACAUACGAUAACAAAUAUUUUAAAUAGAUUAAAUAGAUCAAUUUGCUUUAUAUAUUAUUUAUAUUAUUAUAUUCUGAUCACAUAUCGUAAUAAUGUGUUAUUAUAAUUCGCGCUCAAUUCCUCAAAUUAUACACGAAAUGAUGAUCGUUUCCGACAACUACAUAGUCUAUUUUCCGAUCGUGCCGUAUUGAAUAUUGAAAAAAUUAAAAAACUGAUCAAAUUAACCGAGAUUGUCUGGGAUAUAAAAAAUAUAUGAAGAGAAAAAUGCAUAUGAAAAAUGGCGUUUCUUAUUUACGCAUCGAUAUAUCGCGCAAAGCACCUGCGGAUCGAUACGAUUUAGUGGGAAGUCUUAGAACGUAAACACACGUGACUACAUAAUGGAAGCUUUUAGUCGAGACUAUCGGUCAUUCUACCGCGUGUUACGUGACAGGACGGCCAACGGGCGAGUGACACGAGGAUCGGAAUACGACCACAAAAGAAUCGUACGUCACGGUGAACGAAAAGAAAGUUAUCGAGGAAGCUCCCGCGAUAUGCAAAUACGUAAAAAUAAAAAGUACAUCCUUUCGUCUCGUUAUUAAAUCAUUAUUGGAAAAUAGCGACCUGAUAUCUAUUUGUUACGCGCCGUUUACGUUGCGUUUACGUGCAAUGAUAAGUUACACGUGUGCGAGAAACGUUACAGUUGUCCUUUUUUUUUACGUAACCGUGAGAUACAACGUGCCGGAAAAAUAACCUGGGAAAGUGGAUCGUAUUUAUCGCGUCAUCCUGACACUGUGCGCGCACUUCCCUUUGGAUAUAUCCAAUCGGGACGAAAUUGAUCGCGAACGUUGAACGAAAUACCAAUCCUGCGAAACGUCGAGAAUUUACGGUAAAAAUUCUACCGAGACGAGACGAGACGACGCGAUAGGAAUUCUACCUUCGUUCUUAUGCGAGGAAGAACGUUGACGAAUGUUGAUGGCGGUCGAGCGAUCGAAUAAAGCGAGAAGACUAAACGAUAACACAUGUCGGCUUCGGUGGAGACGAACGGAGCCUGAUGAAAAUUCAUAGAUGCAAUUCCCCGUAUGGCACGUGUUACGACAAACAUGAAGACACUUAAUGAAAAGGUGUUUUUUUCUCUUUUCGACGUAGACUCGUAUACAUUAUUUGCAAACAAUUAAUUUCGUGAACUAAUGAAACGGCGUUAGUCUCUAUUCCGGCGAGCGACGUGCGAUCGAUAGCUUUCGAUUAAACAACGAAUCGCUGUCGUGAGGGUAAUACGGUAAUGCUGUUUUCCCUGCUGUUGCAAAUGAACAGCGGCACGAAGAGCGCUCAUGGGACUUAAAUGAAACGUAACUCGAUAAUUAUAUCUCGAAACUAAGAUUAAUAAAAAUAUGUAA